Molecule: messenger RNA, 504 nt
Organism: Paramuricea clavata
Lineage: Eukaryota; Metazoa; Cnidaria; Anthozoa; Malacalcyonacea; Plexauridae
Source: the annotation of a GenBank genome assembly
AUGCAUAAAAAUGGCAGAGUUAGUUGUGAUGAAUGUCCCUCGUACAAAGCAGCAAAAAUUUGUGCUCAUGCUGUUGCAACUGCAGAGAAGUCCGGUAUGCUAAAUAAAUAUGUGGACUGGUUAGUGAAAAAAGGACUGAAAACAAUGAAUAUCACAUCGUUGGUUACCUUUGACAGUUCACAAGGCACUGGAAAGAAGAGUAGCCAAGCAGCCACUGCAAGAAGAAAAGGAGGCAGAAAUAAGACCCAACCUGUUGUAACUACCAUGAUCGAUGGGCCAUUUGAUGUAAGAUGUAAGUUCAAGUUAAUCAUUACAGGCAGUGCCACAAUAUGCACCACCACCACCACAAAUACCACCACCACCACAAAUGCCACGACCUCCACAAUAAUCGCUGCCACAACCUCCACAACAAUUGCUGCCACCACCACCACAAAUGCUACGGCCACCACAGCAAUCGCUGCCACCACCACCACAAAUGCUAUGGCCACCACAAGUGGCCAGUAG